AUGUUCCUCAACGGGCAGGGUGGACAGCGACCUCCGAUGGUGGCCUCCCCGCCACUUAACGUUCGCGGAUCUAUUUCGUCAGAUUUCAAUGCCCUAGGCCGCUCAAGAAACAACUCCGAUGCUAUGGACAUCUAUACAAUCACAGACAGGGGUCCGGCUGCAGAGAGAGACCCGGCCGCUGGUCGUUGGCACGCCAAUGGUUCCCCAAGCAUUAAUUCUACCAGUAGCAAGAAUCCUGACAGAUACCCUUGCUAUCAGGAGAACGGACGAACGUACCAUGGAUACCGCAAAGGAAUCUACAUGUUGCCGUGCGACGAGCAGGAGCAGGAUCGUCUAGAUAUCUUCCACAAGCUUUUCACUGUGGCGAGAGUCUCGGACGGACUGAUCUAUGCUCCGCAUCCCACCAACGGCCGAUUUCUCGAUUUGGGAUGUGGGACAGGGAUUUGGGCGAUCGAUGUGGCCAACAAGUAUCCAGAGGCCUUCGUCGUUGGGGUUGAUUUGGCCCCCAUACAGCCUCCAAAUCACCCGAGAAAUUGCGACUUUUAUGCGCCAUUCGACUUUGAAAGUCUUUGGGCUCUUGGGGAGGAUUCGUGGGACCUGAUUCACAUGCAGAUGGGCUCUGGCAGCGUCGCAAGCUGGCCCAACCUCUAUCGGAGGAUUUAUUCCCAUCUCCGUCCCGGUGCUUGGUUUGAGCAGGUCGAAAUCGAUUUCGAACCCCGUUGCGAUGAUCGCUCUUUGGAAGGCUUGGCUAUUCGACAAUGGUACCAGUUAUUGAAACAAGCCACAGAGGAAACCAUGCGGCCGGUUGCUCACAAUUCACGUGAAACGAUUCGAAAUCUGCAGGAGGCCGGAUUUACUGAAAUUGACCAUCAAAUGGUUGGACUCCCUCUCAACCCUUGGCAUCAGGACGAGCAUGAGAGGAGAGUGGCUCGUUGGUAUAACCUAGCCAUCUCGGAGAGUAUUGAGACGAUGAGCCUGGCCCCUUUCAGCCGUGUGUUCGGUUGGCCUAUCGAACGAAUCAAGCAAAUAGCAGCCGAUGUGAAGUCGGAGGCUUUCAAUAAAGAGAUCCAUACUUACAACAUACUGCAUAUAUACCAGGCUCGAAAGCCCCUCGCCAAUUGA
This is a messenger RNA of Aspergillus fischeri NRRL 181, 1122 nucleotides long. Its product is annotated as class I SAM-dependent methyltransferase. The record is from RefSeq and is a predicted model, not a curated record. The transcript has 2 exons. The coding region runs from base 1 to 1122 and encodes 373 amino acids. Lineage: Eukaryota; Fungi; Ascomycota; Eurotiomycetes; Eurotiales; Aspergillaceae. Gene Ontology annotation, molecular function: methyltransferase activity.